Anarrhichthys ocellatus (wolf-eel) is the source of this 582-nucleotide messenger RNA. Its product is annotated as band 4.1-like protein 3. Lineage: Eukaryota; Metazoa; Chordata; Actinopteri; Perciformes; Anarhichadidae. The record is from RefSeq and is a predicted model, not a curated record. The annotation marks the transcript as partial. Gene Ontology annotation, biological process: actomyosin structure organization. Gene Ontology annotation, cellular component: plasma membrane; cytoskeleton. The transcript has 7 exons.
AAACGAGCUCGUGGUGUUCAGCUGUUUGACAAAGUUUGUGAACACGUCAACCUGCUGGAGAGAGACUACUUUGCUUUGUCCUUCAGAGACAUGGACAACAACAAGAACUGGUUGGAUCCAGCAAAGGAGAUGAAGAAGCAGGUCAGAGGUGUUCCCUGGAACUUCUCCUUUAAUGUCAAGUUUUACCCCCCUGACCCCGCCCAGCUCUCUGAGGACAUUACCAGGUACUUCCUGUGUCUCCAGCUCAGACAGGAUAUAGUUUCUGGACAUCUCCCGUGUUCCUUUGCGACUCAUACCGUCCUCAGCUCGUACACCGUCCAAUCAGAGCUCGGAGACUACGAUCCUGAUGAGUGUGGUUCAGAUUACGUCAGUGAACUCUGUUUCGCUCCAAAUCAAACCAAAGAGAUGGAGGAGAAGAUCAUUGAGCUGCACAAGACUUACAGAGGAAUGACACCAGUUGAAGCAGAGAUGCACUUCCUGGACAACGUGAAGAAACUUUCUAUGUACGGAGUCGACCUUCAUCACGCAAAGAUGGUAGGAAGUCGCUUUGACUGUUUGCCUUCAGCUCAGUCAGAGGUAAGA